CGCGAGCCUCGACUACCAACGGCACGGUUACAUCAAUGCUGUGAGGCGCUUUAUCUGUUAAGAGAGGACUCUCCGCACCGCGGCUGUUGCUAUUAAAAUCACAACCGGAAAGCUAAGCUAAGCGAAGGAGGAUGGAGAGACGGAACGAAGCCAUGAAGGAGUGAAUCCCGCUGCUACCUGUGUUAAACAGCUGACACGGCAAUGACGGAGGAUGUGAGAAAGGAAUAUGAUGAAGCCUCAUAGCUGUGAGAGGAGGAAAAGAAAUACAAACCGGCGUCUUUACCCACAAAAUGGCUCCGAAAACGCCUUCAGUUUUUGUUACACUAGGAUUUACGUAGGACAAGAAGUCUAAACGGGGUAUUUCUGCUCAACAUGUCUUCCUGUACAGUACCAGUACCAUACCGGUACAUCGACCUUCAUUUUCCGGAUAUACUGUACAAGGCUGCAGCGUGGCCUGCUUAACACAGACUUUAUUUAUGAUAAGGUGAACUCCUCCAACACCUGCUCUGAAUAUUCAUCAUUCACCCUAAUUCAUUAACCCUAUUUAAGUACCUGUUUAUCCCCUUCUCCCAUUUCUGUCCUGCCCUUCUACAGAUUUUUAGAAACAUUUAAUCGGACUCAAAGACUGAUCUCAAAACUUCAUCAAAUGCAUCUACUAUUUCAUCAUAUGUCAUGAUAGCCUCUGUGUUAUUUUUGGCAAGCACAUUAAUUAUUCAGCAGACUAUGUAUUAGUUCUGAAGUUUCAUCCUGGAAAGCCUCAGAUCCUUCCAAACCACCAUGAAGGAGGUGUGCCGGAUUUGCGCCCGUGAGCUAUGCGGAAACCAGCGCCGCUGGAUCUUCCACCCAGCAGCCAAGCUACAGGUGCUGCUGGCUCACGCUCUGGGCCACGAGCUGCGCCGGGAUGGCCGCGGAGAGUUCAUCUGCAGCAAGUGUGCCUUCAUGCUUGAGCGUAUGUAUCGCUUUGACACCGUGGUUGCACGUGUGGAGGCUCUUUCCAUAGAGCGAUUGCACAAGCUUCUGUUGGAGAAACACCGCCUGCGACAGUGCAUCAGCGGGAUGUAUCACAAGCACAACAAAGACGCGGCGUCUGGGGAGAAGGGCUGCAUGGUGGAUAUGUCGAGCCUACAUGAUGCCAAGUACUGUGCUCUGGUUGAGGAGGACUUAAUGUAUUCAGUUUACGAGUCGUGGGCAGAGGACGAGGAGCAGACCUUGGAGUGUACCCAUAAUCCACAGUGUCAUGGGUCGGACAUGUCCUCGCUCUGGCACCGGUCAAGAAGAUGCAGAGGAUGUAGCUCGCUCCGUGUACCUGACUCGGACUAUGAGGCGGUGUGCAAAGUACCCAGGAAGUUGGCACGUAGCACUUCCUGCGGCCCUUCCACACGCUACUCGGAGAGUACAUUAACAACGACGGCAUCGACAACUCUUGUUCCGGAUAGUCAGAAAACAGCAAGGGCAUCAUCUGACAGUGACAAGACUUUGGGAGGGAGGCCCAGCUCUAGCAACUCAGCAGAGUCCCUUACAUCUACCAUGGGCGCAGCACCCCCCAUUGGAGAUGGGAGGGAAGAGCAGAACUGGGACUCUGUCUUAGAGCAGCACUUGGAACGCAAUCUAGACAAUGCGAAUGCAGCCAGCAAACUGCGGCUAGCUCUGUGUUUGGUUCAGAACUUUGUGUACAAACCUAUACGUGUUCCUCAUGGAAGUAGACUGCCUGUUUUAAUCAAAUCUGGGUGUGUGGAUGCAGAUAUUAAGCUAGGCAACCCAGAACAACCCCCGAGGUCCCCCACGGAGAUGCCAGGACCACCAAGAAUUCGGCUGAGCUUGGCGAUGGAGUUGGUUGAUUUGGAGGCGAUGUGGAAUGAUGUAUAUGCGGAGUACUUGCCUUUCUGCUUAAAGAAAGUUGAAAAGAAGUCUCUGAUUGAAGAGCAGCAGUCUCAGCUGAACCAGUAUGAAUCUGCAGCUGGCCAGUGUGUGGGUGAACUGCAGAAGGCUCAGCUACAGGUUCAGUCGCUCCAGAAUAAGAUCCAGGAUAGUGAAACCAGCAGUAAGAAGCUGCAGGAGAAGCUGGGUGGAAUGGAGACUGAACUGCGUUCUAUCAGACAGGCGGCUCAGAAUCAGGAAAAGACCAUCCAGACCCUCACCGAAAGUCUUAAUACUAAAGAGACAGAGACACAAGAGUUAUACCAGGUUAUAGAAGGACAGAAUGCCACCCUGUGUAAGCUCAGAGAAAUGGCCCAUCGCAAUCAGCUUCAACAUUCACAGGUUAUAGAAGGAGGUGACCUGCAGGGUGAGGUGGUGGCACUCCAGAGCUCUCUUUUCUGCUGCCAGCUGGAGCUGGAGGCCAGUCAGCGUACACAGAGACAGAACCAGAGGGUGGCUGAAGACCUGGCACAUUCCCGUGACCGUCUGCACAGUGACCUCGAGGCGGCACUGCAGCACAGAGAGACCACCGAAAAGUACAACCAGGAUUUGUGCAGCACAGUGCAGCAGCUGCGUUCAGAGCUACAGGUGAAGGAAGCCCAGCUGAAGGAGAGUGAGGCUGAUAAACACGCUGAGCUUUUAGCCAAAGACAAAAUCAUCUCAGAGUUGCAGUAUUCACUAAGGGAGAAGGAGAGAAUGAUGAAGGAGUACUCAGAGCUGCUGGACCAGCCUGCUGAGACCGGCCGCCCCCGAGACACCCUGGUUGAGAAAUUAAAGAGUCGCAUUCGUGACCGGGACAAAGCUCUGGAGCGCUCUAUAGAUGAGAAGUUCCGCUGCUUGGAGGAGAAGGAGUCUGAGGUGCGGAAGCUGCAAUUAGCAAUCCGGGAGAAGGAGCGAGACCUCGAAAGACUGCGCUGUAUUUUGACCAACAACGAGGAGACAAUCACGAGUCUGGACGGUCUAAUGCGCAGUAAGGAGCUCGAGUUGGAGCAGACUCAGGAUGCAUGUCGGAAGCUGCAGUGGCUCAAAAAGCAGUGCGAUGAGAAACAGAUAGCUGCUUUGAGUGAGAGAGACAACAUCAUCGCACAGCUGCACACUACACUGCACACACGCAGCAAAGAGACAGAGGACCUGACGGCAGCGCUGAUGGCUAAGCUUUCCCCCUGCCCUAAUGAGGUGGUGGAGGAGCUGAAGUCACGUCUUGCUCUAAAAGAGCGGCUUUUCCAAGAGGUGCUGUCUGAGCGCAGCAGGCAGACUCAGGAGCACCACACACUGAUCCAGGACCUGCUCAAUACAAUCAGCUCCAGAGACCAGUACAUAAAGGAGAGCGGCGAGAGGUUGAGGCAGGUGAUAGUAGAGCGGACCGGGCAGCUACAGGAGAUGCGCAGGCAGCUCUCAUCACGUGAACAGGAGUUGAGUGUAGUGACACGGGAAAGGGAGCGGGAGAGAGAAAGACGAGCUCCACUGGCCAUGGAGAUGGAAAGACUUCAGAGUAUACUGAGAGAGAAAGAAAGCCUUAUACAAGAUCUGAUGCAGAGCCAAGAAGAGGCACAGGCAACCUCCAGAUCAUCAACAACAACACUGAGAUCAGGGGAAGGCAGCUCAGACCUGGAGAUGCAGGCGGUUAAAGAGGAGCUUCAAAUCGCCCUGAGGAAACAAAGAGAGACGGAGCGGGAGCUUUUGGACUUAAGAUCUGCUUUGACCAAAAAGCCUGAAAAUCGCAUCAUCACUGACCCCCAGAGUGCUCUGGAGCAGUUGGUGUCAGAGUACCAGCAGCUCAACCAGGCUCUGAGAUCUGAGAAGAAGCUCUACCAAAACCUGAACCACAUGCAGUCCACAGGAGACAGCAGUGCGAAGAAGACACAGGUACUGCACAUGGAACUGGACACGGUUCAGGCGCUGCGCGGGCAGCUGGAAGAGGUCCUGAGCAGGACCCGAGACACAGCUCUGGCACUGGACAGGGCAGCUAAGGCCCACGCUGAUUAUGGAGAGUUCAGCACAGAUGAGGAUGAGGACGAGAUCGAUGAUGAUGAUGAUGUUGAUGAAGAAGAUGAAGAUGACGGCAGCAGCAGUGAAGAAUUCACUGACAGUAUAGAAGAAGACGUUAAACCGAACACUGAGAGUCUGGCCAGCACAGAGAAUGCUGGGGUGUCUGAAGGACCAGUGAGCAGGAGAAUAUCCCAGGAGGCCAUGAGGGGAGGAUGUCAGGAUGAAGUGAAGCGAAAGAAGAAGGAAGAGAGAGAGACAGGAGAAGGAAAAAGCCAGUCCAGUCAGGCUGGCUGUUCCUCACUCUCUCGGGGCAGAUCAAACCUGCAAGAGGAAAACAACGAGCUGGAAUUGAAUGGAAGUGGGUCUGGAUCCAGACAGGAUUCCGUAUCCGGGUGCGGACUGGGAACAGAAAGUAAUGUAUCUGUGAAGUGCAGAAGGUGGGAGCAAAGUGAAACAGACAGGCUGAAUCCUCAUGACCAGCAACUAACUCAGAUGCUCAUUGAGGAAGAAGAGGACGAAGAAGAUGAAGAAGAGAGGGAGGAGGUGGAGGAGGACAUUCGAGCCUCUAGGGGAAAGCGUUGCCUCCCGAAUGUGACUCUGAGAGAGGGAGCGGUGAAGAGGAGAUGUAACAGACCUCACUCUCUGGAUCUUGGAGUUCUACUAACUCAUAAAGCUCAGAGUGAAUCUAAAGCACAGGAGACUGAGGGAGAACGUGGCGGUUCUGCAGGGUUCUGGCAGCAUGUCGAGGCAGGACUACGUGAGCAAGCGGAGCGCCUUCGUAGUGACCUGGCGCUGAGCCGCCAAGAAAGCCGAGAGCUUCAGGAGAGAUUGAUGGUGUCGGAGGCCACUGUACAUGCACAGGCUGACCAGCUCAAGGAGUACAGAGAACUGCUGACGGAGAGUGCGGUGCAGCAGGACAGUAAGCAGGUGCAGGUGGAUCUGCAGGAUCUGGGCUAUGAGACCAGCGGCCGCAGUGAGAAUGAGGCCGAGAGAGAAGACACAAGUAGUCCUGAGCUUGAUGAUGUGGAACUGUGCAACUCUCUCUCCCGGCCGUCAUAUGGCAGUGUCGGGAAUUCUUGGCGUCAGCAUGGUGACAGUUCCCAGCCAAACGACUUGUUGGUGCAGGACCUCCGUGCACAGCUCUCCCGCUGUCACAAAGUGAUCCGUGGACUGCAAAUCCGCGUGCGCUCACUCUCCGCUACCUCUGACUACGCUUCCAGCCUUGAACGCACACCACGCAAGGUGAACUGGGCCUUUCAAGAAUCUCCUGCCCACAGUGGUCUGGAGGAUGACGAGGGCUGGCACUCGGAUGGGCCAGCCCUUGGACCCCCGAAGUCCAACAGAGAGCUGCAGGAGCUGGUGUCACGUGUGGCAUUACUGGAGAACCAACUCCGCACCAGCAAACUGGAAGAAAAAAGAGGGACAGAGGAAGGGAAGAGUGCUACAUGGCCUGGAAAAUACAACACACUGAUCCAGGCUCAGGCACGGGAGUUGUCACACUUGCGACAGAGGAUGCGCGAGGGACGAGGAAUCUGCCACAUCCUCACGCAGCACCUCGGCGACACCACCAAGGCGUUCGAAGAACUGCUCCGGGCCAACGAUAUCGAUUAUUACAUGGGGCAGAGCUUCCGAGAACAGCUUUCCCAGAAUUCCUCACUCACGCAGAGAAUCAGCAUAAAGCUCAGUGGACGAGAUCGGUCAGAAGUGCAGGACGACAAAAUGGGCCAUGAACUAUUAGCCUUAAGGUUGAGUAAGGAGCUCCAGCAAAAGGACAAGAUAAUCGAGUCUCUCCACACAAAGCUGCAGCAACGCCCUGACACGCCCUCCAGCAGCCACGCCCCCUCCGAGACAACAGACCAAUCUGACCGCACUUCCUUUGUGUCAGAUGAAAGGGCUUCGAUAAACGAGGAUCUGGAACUUUGUUCUGAGGUGGAUGCUGCUAGCGAAUAUGCCCAGGAGGAACCUGCUCCUAGGUCAAAUGAUACAGACCGCACGUCCAUCCUCCCUGUCCCUCCCUCUAUUCAGUCCCCUAUCUCCCCCUACAGGCCAAAGGAGAGUAAAGCAGGUAGGCAGGGUGCGUAUUCUGCUCCCUUGUAUGGUUCUUUGCCCUUGGCUCGGACCCACCCCUGGUCCAACUCCUCAAAUAACUUACUCUCUGACCCAUUGCCCUAUUUUGGGCCAAUGACAGCAGACCAGCACCAGCAGGGUCUGCGCAGAGCACCGGUCCGAAGUUUUAGUCUACCGCAUUCACUGAGCAGCUAUCCACUGAUGAGCUCGACACUACCCGAUCCCUCACAUUACACCCAGCUAUUGCAUCAUUCCUUACACCAGCCACAGAAAUCUGACAGCAGCCUGGUAGGGAGCACCGCACCAUGGGACAUGGACAACAUGGGUCAAGCAAUCACAGGCUUCUCUGGAGCAACUAGUUACCAGACUGGGAACAGCCAUUCGGGUGUGGACCUGAUUGAGGAGCAUCUGUGUGAGAUCCGUACUCUGCGGCAACGUCUGGAGGACUCCAUCAGGACCAACGAGAGACUGAGACAGCAGCUGGAGACUCGUCUGGCCAAUGCAUCCAGAGACGGAGGAGCACCCACAAAUAUCUACAUCCAAGGCCUGGACACUGUCACUCAGCUGUCCAAUGAAAUCCGAGUGCUGAAGGAGGAGAAUCUGAGUCUUCAGUCCCGUCUGCAGGCAAGCAGAGACAACAGUAAGGAGGUGGCGCAGUUGCGUGAGGCGGUGGUGUCUGGACGGGCACGCCUGAAACAGGCGGAGUUAGAGGCAGAGCAGUGGAAGGAGGAGCUGAGGAGGCUUCAGACACACAACUGUGAGCAGAGUAAGCAGAUUCAGCAGCUUCGGCAGGAUAGGCAGAGCAACCAGGAGCACAACAACAGGUUGCAGCAUGAGGUCAGUCUGCUUCAGCAGCAGCUCUCUGAAAGCAGGCAGCUGUUGCACUCUCUGCAGUGUGAACUCCAGCUAUAUGAUCGCGUGUGUGGCGGGAGCAAAGGCGUCCCCACAGGUUACCUCUCUGAGCUGCCGUACUCCUGCGCUCCAGCUGUGGGAGAACUGAACCAGUUGUUGGUGGAGGUCCGGGCUCUCCGAGCUCAGCUGGAGCGCAGCGUCCAGGAGAACAGCGCUCUGAGACUACAGUUGCAGAAACAGCUGGAGCAGCAGCUGUCCUCGGUUGGUCUGGAGCCGAGACCAUCGUCCCUCAUACCAGCGAGCCCGCUUCGGGACGCCCUCUACAGGAGGCAACUGCUGCACGACCCGUCUCCUUCUCCUCCAGUAAGGGACGUUGGUCCAUUCCCUUCCGGUCCCCCAUGUUCUCCUUAUUCGGAGCUUGAGGAGAGUUCACUCACAGCUAACGACUCUUUGGAGCCUCACGGAGAUUUGGAGGGCGAUGCCCCAGACGGUUCAUUCGCUAACCGAAACGGGCGCCACGCCAUCGGGCACGUGGACGACUUCAGUGCUCUUCAGCAGCAGGUUAUGGAGGGGAGAGGGCUGGUGCAGAGGAUGGAGGCCACGCUGAAUACCUGCCUCAACACUGCACUGAUGGAGGUCAAUACCGGAAAGGCUCUGGAUUAUGCCAGUCUGAAGACACUUUUAGCAAACACCAAGACACUGAGGCAGAUUUUGGAAGAGGCCAUGUCUCUGCUCAAGAUGUUCUGGAGAGCGGCGCUUCCCAGCAGCGAAUGCCCUGCCCAGUAUCUUCAGAAAGAGCAGUCGAUGAAGGAAGAGAUCCAGUCGCUGCGAAUGAGGAUAGCGGAGCAGGAAGAGGUUCUGCAGAACACCAUACAGAGGCUGAGAAGCACCAGCCGCACUAAAGAGAGCAUGGAGACCUUUAUCGUCAGCCAAUUGUCCAGGACUCGAGAUGUCCUGAAAAAAGCCAGAGCCAAUCUGGAGAAGAACGAGCUCAGGAUUUCUUCUUUAAGCUCCUCCUCUUCCUCCCUUUACCAUGGUAAAAUCCUCAAAGGUGCCUAUUCAGGGUCUUCUGAUAGGGAUGGCCUGAACGCUGCGAUCGCCAUGGAAACCUCCAAUCCAAAAUUCGCCAAGAAGCGCGCCAGGGAGUGCCUUCACUAAACGGCGUCUUAAAACCAGCCGGGACAACCUUCACCUGUCCAACCCCCUGCCUUAUCCUCUUACAUCAUCUUUCCUCAGAUUUACCUCUUAUCCCUUCUUUUCCUGCCCUGAUCUUUUGCCUUACCGUGAUUUAAAAAAUAAAGACUCGUCAGACACACAUUUGCCUUGAAAAGGGAUAUCGUGCGUGUCCUGGCUGCUAUAGGAUGGUUAAAAGUUAAGGAGUGUAUUUGGAUAUUAGAGGUGAAAUGUUAAAAAAAUUCAAUAUACACAUAGAACGGGCAAGUUCAGAUCGUUCACAGAUCGUUCACAGAUCGUGUAGGACAGAUUAGACUUUACACUAGGUGGGGAGGUGGAUACGGUGUGUGUAUAUAUAUAUAUAUAUAUAUAUAUAUAUACAAAUUGCAGCUAAACAUACUGCCAGUAAAUCCCAUUGAGAAACUCAGGGGUUAUAGGCAAAGAAAUACUACAAAAGCUUUCUGUAAAGCUACAUUUUACAGACGAGACAGAUCGUCAGGAUCGUCAUCCGCUGAACUAACCGGUGCCUACAGUACAUUAAAGGCUCGUGCAGCCAUCACUGAAAAUGUGCCACGCCUACUCACAGUAAGCUCCGACUCAUGAAGAGCACCGAGCAAGAAAACACUUUUAUCAGGUUUAGUUCUGAAACGCUAUUGUCUGUCGGAGCCGUCGCUGAUCGCCGCUUUAAUCCGAGCUCAAACGAGCAUGUGCAAUGCAACUUGUGCCAGCUUCCACUGACACUGGAACUACGUGUUUUGUAACAAUGAAAGACCGUCAGUGCAAUAUUAUGACUUGUAUUCUUACUAGUAUUAUUCUGUAACACUACUGAUAUUGUUCUUGGACAGUAUUUGCAUGCGGGGCUGGGGGGGGGGGGGACUAACUAAAAAGAUCACCUUGGUGUUGUGCUGUAAGGUGAGGUUCACCAAUACUUGCCAAAGUUUGAACUCCUAGUUUCCCUUUUCAAAAGUAUUACCUUGUCCAUGCCAUUCGCCAAGAAGUUCAUCAGAUUCUUAUUCAUUUAUUAUUACUUAUGAUUUAAGUGCCAUUUUAACAUCUUAAAUAAAAGUGACAUUGUUUCAGACAUUAUUGAGAAUGAUUAAUAUUGCUUGAUUAUGUUAGAUUCUCUUUAAAUAAACUCAUUUACCAAGUGAGUAUGUAAAUUAGGACCAAACCAUGUUUCUACCAUUCUCACAGCAAGGACACAUCACAUCAAAUUAAGCAUAAAAAAAAUAAAAAAGAAAGAGAUUCACACCUUGGUUUGUGCACUUGAUACGCAGUAACAAACUUUGGCAAGGGAUCUGGUGUGUCCAGAAUGAUGCUACUGAUGCCACAAAUAAAUAUAACUAGCCAAUCACAGUUUGAGGUGUUCCUUAGCUGCUUGAGCUUGCUUUAUUUUAUUUUUUUCCUCUUUUCAGUGCUGUAUAUAAUUAGCUCUUUACUAUAAUGUCAUUGUGUGGUUCUCUUCACUAAUUUUUCCUCUAUAUGCAAUGGUUCAGUAUCUGGGUAGCUGUGCAAUACUUUGAAUCGCAGUGUUAAUCCUGUACUCGGAGCACAAUUCGCUUAUUCUAGGCUCCCGAGUUGGCGGUAAAGUUCUAGUGUUAAGAGGUAUGCUAGCUCUCACAAAGCCACAGGUUUUAAUGGCUGUUCUUAUAAACCUCAAGAUGUUGCUUUGCUUGCCUUUAAGGCAAAAAGCCAUUAUAGUUCAGUCUCAGCUGCAAAACAAAAAAACUUUUAGCUACUGCUUGUUGUUAGGUGUAGAUAUUAAAAUAUUUGAAGCAACAAGCCUGGCUGUGUUUGCUCUCAGCAUUUUUCUCAGCAAGAAUUAAAAGGAAACAGUUUUAAAAGUAGAGUAUGGUGGAGUUUCUCCAUUUAAUCAGGUAAGAUAUGACUCGACUAGGAGAUGGCUUUUGGGUUAAAUUGCUAUAAUGAGGUUUGGAAGAAUACCAAAGUAAAGCCAUUUUUAAACGUGAAUUUGUUGUUGAACUGAUACAGUUGUUAAGUUGCUGAUACAGAUGCUGGAACCAGCCAUGAGAAACUGAAAAAUUGUAUUAUGUGUAUAUAAUGAAUGAAGGCUGAUUUGUUGCCACGGAAACUGUUGUGUUUGUGUAAUGCAAUAAAAGGUCAUGGAUGCACCAGA
This is a messenger RNA of Clarias gariepinus (North African catfish), 10135 nucleotides long. Its product is annotated as myomegalin-like. The record is from RefSeq and is a predicted model, not a curated record. NCBI's taxonomy places the organism in Eukaryota, Metazoa, Chordata, Actinopteri, Siluriformes, Clariidae. Gene Ontology annotation, molecular function: zinc ion binding. The coding region runs from base 778 to 7983 and encodes 2401 amino acids. Gene Ontology annotation, cellular component: microtubule organizing center; nucleus. The transcript has 41 exons.